ACGCGCCUAGGCCCUGCCUCUAACCUGUCCCAACCUUGGCGCCUCCUGGCUUCGCUCUGCCCCGCCUCCUCCGGUCUAGCCGCGGCUGCCCUGGGGGACUGGCGGGCCUUUCCGGGUCUGCGCUCUGCGCGACGGGGCGAAUCCCGGGGCUUGGUGCUGCCGCCUCCUGGUCUCCGCUGCUUUCGCGCUUCCUGAACUCAGUGAUCGGUUCUUUACCGCCCUGGUACCCUCACGCCUCUCAGCCUUUCGCUCUGGGAGGCUCUGACCAGGUCCCCCGAAGGGCCCUGUGUCGACUGCGACCCCCCUCUCCCCUAAACGGGGUCAGGUGCUAAAGGUGUGUCCCAUUGCUGUGCCGCGAGCCCUUGAGGAUGGUGUCUGUGUGAACCACGUGGACUUGGUGUCUCUUGUCCACAGGUGCUCAGUGGAAGCGAGGGAUUGCCUCUGAGUGUCAGAGCAGAAACUACAACACUUGGUAUUGGUUAGGAUGAAUGUCAUUUGGAGAAAUCGUCUCUUCUAUCUGAGGCUAGGAACAGUGCCACACAGAUGCCAAAGUGGUUCCCACCCAACAGCCCCUCUGGGGUCAAGGAUUUUAACCAAUCCAACCAAAGUUUUUGAACACAAUAUGUGGGAUCACAUGCAAUGGUCUAAAGAAGAAGAAGCAGCAGCCAGAAAAAGAGUAGAGGACAACUCAGCAGUGCGAGUCCUGGUAGAAGAACAAGUUAAAUAUGAGAGUGAAGCUAGUAAAUAUUGGAACACAUUUUACAAGAUUCAUAAGAAUAAAUUUUUCAAGGACCGUAAUUGGCUGUUGAGGGAAUUUCCUGAAAUUCUUCCAGUUGAUCAAAAACUUAAAGAGAAGACGGAAGAAUCGUCUUGGGAUUGCGUGAAAACUAAUUCUGCAAAUUGUUCCUCAGAAAUGCACUAUCCUACUAUGCCCGAAGGAAGAACUCACUAUAAAAAAAGUUCUGGCUCAUCAGAUGGUCAAAGCAAAGUAGGGUCUAAUUUUUCCCACCCAGACUCUGAAGAACACAGAAAAAGCUGUCUGAAAGCUGAAUUUUUUCCUGGUAGCAAUGCCACUUUCAGAAUACUGGAGGUCGGCUGUGGUGCUGGAAAUAGUGUGUUUCCAAUUUUGAACACCUUGCGGAAUAUUCCGGGGGCCUUUCUUUACUGCUGUGACUUUGCUCCUGGAGCUGUGGAGCUCAUAAAGUCGCACUCGUCCUACAGAGCUGCCCAGUGCUGCGCCUUUGUUCACGACGUGUGUGACGAGAGCUCACCUUACCCCUUCCCGGAUGGGGUCCUGGACGCCAUCCUCCUCGUCUUUGUGCUCUCCUCUAUUCAUCCUGACAGGAUGCAAAGUGUUGUCAACCGACUGUCCAAGUUACUGAAACCUGGGGGAAUGCUGUUAUUUCGGGACUAUGGAAGAUAUGACAUGACCCAGCUUCGUUUUAAAGAGGGGCAUUGUUUAUCUGAAAAUUUCUAUGUUCGAGGAGAUGGUACCAGAGCAUAUUUCUUUACAAAAGGGGAAGUCCACAGUAUGUUCUACAAGGCUGGGCUAGAUGAAAAGCAAAAUCUGGUUGAUCGUCGCUUACAAGUUAAUAGGAAAAAACAAGUGAAAAUGCACCGAGUGUGGGUUCAAGGAAAAUUCCAGAAACCAUUGCGCUGGACUCAAAAUAUCUCUAAAUUCAUGUUUUCACUCCUUCCUCCUCACUGAACUGAGUUCAAUGUUAAGGUACAAAACCAGAGUACUACACUAUUCCAAUAGCCCUGCAAAUAUUUCCUUUCUCAAAAGAUAAUCAGAAGAAAAGAAUUUGUAAGCCCUGCUGUUUUACCAUGGGUGAGCCCUUUUGUGCAUUUCAAGCACAUAUUUCAAAGUGUACCUCAUUGUCUUUGUUUUCAACACUUGAUAAGCCAUCACUUGCUUGGGUGUACUGCAUGUGACCAUUGUUUGUUUAUUGAAUUUUAUAAGCAUUAAUAAAUUACUGACAUAAUUCAGGUAAUUUUGAAAAAAUUACCUUUUUUUAGAAGAGGAAAAAUCAUCUCCAUUAUCCAUUGGACUUAGUAAACCAUUUCCAAAGCAGUCAACAUUCUGCCAUUACCAGGUGAUAGUGGACACAGCAUGCCUUGUUUCCAGGGAAAGCUUCAACAAGCCCAAGAUCAAGGUGCAGUGCUUUUUGUCAUGUUGUAUGUUGUCUGUUUUCUGCUAAGCUUUUUUUUUUCUUCUUAAAUUCUUAAAUUCUGCAAUACAAUUUUAGUUUCUCUUUCUUUCCUAAAAUUGGGGAAGUGUGGCCCUUGCUCACAUACUUUCAGGCUAUUCUUGGACGUACAAGUUGCUCUAUGCUCUUUUUAAGGCAACUGUCAUACCCAACCAUGCAAACUCCUGUAGCAGUUAAACAAUUUAUUCACCGUUUUGAUUCAAAAAGAAUACAAGUCAGCUUGCAAAUUACACCUCUUAAAAACUGAGUUUCUGAGAUUGGUCUUUCCUUCAUUAUGCAAUAUUUUCUGACUACUUACAUUGUGCUGAGUCAUAUGAGAUAACACAAUCAAUAAAGACCCAGCCAUGUCUUCAGCAAGCAUAAACAGGGUCUAGCUGAAGAGCAAAAUGUGCUUAUUUCAGACCUCUAAAUCAUGACCUAAGAUCAUAUGAACAAAUAUUUGAUGGAACAAAGACAUAAGCCUCAGCCAUUCUCACUCAUUGCCCAAGAGAUAGAUAAACGUUGGAUAAUAAUAAACAUUAUUCCUUACACUUGAAUCUCAAGUAGGUGUGACACCCUAUUGCCUUCAUACCCCACCCCCACAUUCUUUCCCAGGUUCCCAAGGCCCGGCAAGGCCACCUGGAAGACCAGUUCCAGGAAUUCACCUCCGCUUGCUGCCCCCUACCCACACCUCCAUCCCUAGCCCUCCUAAAAUAUAAAAAGGCCCAGCCCCUGGGGUCAGGGCCUUCUGCCAGGUGUUCCAUCAAUGUACAUGUCAGCAGUUGGUCACCCACCUCUAUGAAUUUAUUUUCUCUGAAUAAAUUCGGUCUGGCUAUAGAUUACUAUAGUGCCUCCUCUCUAUUCUGCCCCUCUUUUCCUAACCAUACCAGCUAGUGGACUUUGAUUAUGAGCCACAGAAAUCUGGAACAAAAGGUUGGACUCUUGAAAAGGUCACCAUGGAAUGACUCAGUUCCAACUGUUUUUCCUUUGAAGUCACUUAAAAUUCAAGUUCCUGGGAGAAUGUAAUCCAUCCAGCUUGGGCCGUGGGUUCAUCUCUUGACAGACUGGGGCAGAGCAGCUUAAUUGCUGCUGCCAGCCAGAAUUUACAUAUAGAGUGGAAGGAAGUUUCUCCCAGGAAAGAGGGGGAAUGGGUGCGUUUGACGCAGCCGUUACGAUAGCCCUUGACGUGCCUGCAUCGCAUAUCUCAGUGCCUGGGUUUGAGUCUCAGCCCUGCUCCACAUUCUGCUUCCCUGCCCAUUCACAGCCAGGAGGCAGCAGGUAAUGGCACAAGUUGUUGAGCCCCUGUCACCUGUGUGGGAGAUCCAGACUGAGUUCUGUCUCCUGUCUUCAGCCUUGCCCGGUCUUGGCUGUUGGAGGCAUUUAGAAUCUGGGGAGUAAACUAGUGGAUCGAAGAGUUCUCUUUCCCUCUCUCCCUGUCUCUUCCUCUCUCCUCCCUCCCAAAUAAAUAAAUAAAAUUAAAAAAAAAAAAAAAACAACUAAGUAAGCCACUAUAUUGUUUUUAAAAGAUAGGGAUGAGAGGCCAGCACCAUGGCUCACUUGGCUAAUCCUCUGCCUGUGGCGCUGGCACCCCAGGUUCUAGUCCCGGUCGGGGCACCGGAUUCUGUCCCUGUUGCUCCUCUUCCAGUCCAGCUCUCUGCUGUGGCCCGGGAAGGCAGUGGAGGAUGGCCCAAGUGCUUGGGCCCUACACCCACAUGGGAGACCAGGAGGAAGCACCUGGCUCCUGGCUUCGGAUCAGCGCAGCGCGGCCACAGUGCGCUGGCCACAGUACGCCGGCCGUAGCAGCCAUCUGGGGAGUGAACCAACGGAAAAGGAAGACCUUUCUCUCUGUCUCUCUCUAACUCUGCCUGUCAAAAUAAAUAAAUAAAUAAAUAAUAAGAUAGGGAUGAGAAAUGCGUAGUCACAGCACAUAAUAUGGUGGCAUUAGCAUUAGUCAUAAUAGUUCCAGAGAGAGAGAGAGAGUCAGGCUUCUGGGAGAAGUUCAUCCUUGAACUUCAGAAGAUGGCAAGAAGACAAGUCUGGGUUGUAUGGGACAUUAAUGGUGAGGAAUAACAGAGGAAAGAUGUGGAAGGAGCUGACAGUCUAAAAUAGCAGGUGUGUUCACCUCCAGUCUCCGAACCGGAGCCAUCCGAGGUUGGUUGGUUGAUUUGUUUUAUCCUAGCCAUGGUUGGCUAUAAAUAGAAUAUUUGGAGAGAUUGAGAAGUUGUCUUCAAAACAGUGUGAGUGGCAAGGAAGAGGAAGACCAUGUAAAGGUUUUUGUGCACAUUUGCCUUGGUGUCAGUGCUUACAAGUACAGGUAGGAAGUUUUCUGUUGACACAUGUAUGUCAGUCAAUGUAAAUGUUAGAAUUUUCCUGAGAUGCCUAACUCACUUGUAUUUCAUAAUUAAAGUAUACAUUUAAAACAUUUAAAAGUCAAACUAGUAAUGAAAGUAUUACAUACAACAAGGGCAGUUUAGAUAAGUUAAUGUUGCUAUGGGAACCCCAGCAGAUCUUCUUGUGUCUCGAUUUAAAAAUCAUGGCCCAAGGUGGUUUUUAAAAACAACAGAAGGUAAAAUUAUUCUCACAUUCUCACACAUGUAAAUUGUACUGUCUCUCUUAGUUCUAAAUAGCAGACUCAAGCCAGCCUCUUGACUGGCACAGUAAAAUUCAGCUUCAUGUCUUUCUAUAAUGUAUUACAGCAUGUGAGCUAACCUUUAGAAGUUUCAAAAAUACAUCAACCAAAUUUGGACUGUAAGACACACACUGAGCUCCUCUGGGCUGGGGCCAGCACCGGCCUCCUAGUCCACGUGGCUGCACAGCUGGGCCCUUCCUGCCCAUGCCUCUUGCUCUCUGGCCUGGCUCCCCCCUGGCCUGCCUGAGUCCACCUCCUCCUCCAGGUUAGACAGAAAGGUGGAUUUAGGGGAGAGAAAGAAAAGGCAAAGACCUAGUCGGAAUUUCUCCUAUAGAUAUUAGGAAAUCUGGGAGUGUUGCAAUUGUAUCUGUCUGGGUAUUGGUUGAAAAUAAUUCCAAUUCCCCCAUCACAUCCGUAAAGCCAGGAGCAGUCGGUUAGGCAGAGCUGGAUAUUUAAACAUUCAUCUUCUGAGGGAGCUGAAUUUCAAAAGGACCAUUUUCUUUCUAAUAGAACAAGGUAUCUUCCUUCAUCUUCUUACAAUACAGAAACAAAUGUAUUUCACAUGCAUCCUCUGUUUUUCUCCGCUUGUAAAAACUCACUUUUGAGCACUGUCCAAAUGUAAAAAUUCACACACACACACAUACACACGUGAAGAACCGUUUCAGGAGGUUGUGAAAAAGUCAAGGUAACAGUUUCUAGUAUUAAAAGUUUUGCAUUCAGUUUGACACAUUUUGUCCAUAGCGAAACACCUAGUUAACGUUGCUCUGAGGACUUGCUUGCUUUGCUUGUCUCAGUUCCAUAUACUUUGUCUCCCAAAUGCCAACACAUCUCAGCUUCUGCCAGUAUGCAUUUCUAAAUCUUUGCUGUACUCUGGUUUGUAUGGGAAAAUUCACCCAGAUGCAAAUAGAGGCCCUCCUGGGGCAAAACUUAAAGCCACCGGAACCAUCUGGAUUGUUAAACUUCAGCAAAGUCACAUUCUUGCCCUAAAAGUCCUGUGCUGUGUUCCUGUGGUUUUCCAGAUCAUCCUGGUUCUGAGCCUGAAUGUAUCAUGCAUUGUUACUGCUAAUUGGUUUUGAUGUUUAUUAUGCUUCUCACAAGUGCAGAUAACUUCACAUCUGCAUAGCUAAUAGACCUCUUUCAAAGCCUCUGUGCUCCUUCUGCCUCUACCAGUCAUCAGUAGACUACAUGGUGGCGAGGGUAUUUUCCCCACUUGUGAAAGCGCAUUAUAAAUUCUAGAGCACUGAAUGUAUGUGAAGUAUUGUUAUUAAUAACGGCAUUUGCAGCCGACAAGGCAGCACACACAGUAUCAACAGAUACUUUUUUGAUGUUUUCAUGAGACAUUGUGGGACAGUAUCGUGCCGUGGAAAAAGUCUUGCCUCCUGGUCACACAGGAAGCAUGGGGUUCUGGUUCCUUUUGAACCACUUAGCUACUCUUAAUUUAGCUGAGUGCUAAGUUUUGUACACACUCCACACCUUACUUCAUUUCAUCAUGAAACUCCUGUGAAUUAUAUUUUUACAACCAUUUAGCAGAAGAGAAUGGUGGCUCUAAGCUGAUAGGUACUUGCCCAGGAUAUCACAAUAAAUGGCAGAGGCACCUUUACUCCCCUCCCUUUGUUUGUCUGUGUCUGUGUUUAGAAGCAGAGCUACUAUCUCUCAUCUGUUGGUUCACUUCCCCAGAUGCCUGUAACAACCAGGGCUGGACCAGACCAAAGCCAGGAGUCCAGAACCCCAUCUGGGUCUCCCACACAGAGAGCAGGGACCCAAUAACUUGAGCCAUCACCUGCUGCCUCCCAGAACGUACAUUAUUAAUAGGAAGCUGGAAUUGGUACCACAGCCAGGCACUCAAGCAGGCAGCCCUAGAGAAGUCUUAACCUCUAGGCUGAACACCCACCCUGCCACAGUUUUUAUUGAUCCACUCAGAAAGGCUCUGGAGAAGAAGGAGCGCUUCUGAAUCCAGUGGAGAAGUGCAUUGGGUGUGAAUUUGGGUCCGAUGGCCUUCAAGGUCAUGGCUCAUUCUAUAUCCAGUCAUUCUGUAAAAUAAGAAGGGUGUACUUGUCCACAGUUACAAAUUGGGAAGGAAGAGAAGGAAAGGAACUGAGAGGAAUGACAAAGCAAAAAGCUUUCAAUCAGUUCUUUUCAGCAUUCUGCAUAUGUUAGUUCUGCUCCUCCCUCCCCCCAGCCAGGCUUCAGCCUUGCACUUGGCAUGCCUCCUAGCAGAGCACUCAUCACUUGCAUACUCCUCACUUAAAGAAAAGACAGCACUCUGUACUGCAAGGAGGAAAAAAGCCCUUAAAAUGUCUUCACAGGGAUUCAGCUCUAUCUGAAUAUAAAAUCAGGAAUUGUCGAUAAUAAAAUACGAGUGAAAACAUCUUUAUUUAAAACAUUGUAUGUACAUUAACGCCACAUUAAUGCCAAUUCAAGCAUGAAAUGCUGAGCAUUUCUUGGAAUAUGGUUUGGGAUUUCAGAAGCGCAAAGCUACCUGCAGGAUGACUUUGGUGCAGUUAUAAAUAUAAAUAGAAGUAAAAUAACAGUUGCAUCUUCAUUUAUAAUGAAUCUACAUUGUGGCCUCCAAGCUACAGAGGAAAGUAGAUGCCAAAAUCUGUCUUUCAUUAACAUAUGCCUUAAAUGACAAGGAAGAGGUGUUGAAGACAAAAUUACUUUUUCCUAUGAGUAUGAAUCAGCAGCAUGCAGUAACAAGCAAGUAAUAAUAGUUCUGCGUCUGAGUGCCUACAGAGAGCAAGAAAAAUAGCACCACACUGAAAAAGCAAGUGCACCUGCAGGAAGGGCCCAGGAGGCCGCAAACCUCAGCUCCCCUGAGCAGCGGUUCAAAGGGCCUUGGAGUACAUGGACCCCAAGCCUGGCAAGUCAGGUUGGUGUGAGAUGGACAGAGCCCGUGAUAACGUUGAGAUGGACCAAGAAAGCCCACCCUCAGCUGCCUGGGGAGCUCAUCAGGGGCAAGCUGCAAAGCCUUGCUACAGGGGCCGGUGCUGUGGCAUGGUGAAUAAAGCUGCAGCCUGCAAUACUGGCAUCCCAUAUGGGCGCUGGCUGCUCUACUUCCAGUCCAGCUCCCUGCUAAUGCUCCUGUGAAAGCAGUGGAGGAUGGCCCUAGUGGCUGGACCCCUGCACCCCGUGGGAGAUGGCUCCUGGCUCCCGGCUCCUGGCUUUGGCCUGGCCCAGCCCCUGUUGCUGUGGCCAUUUGUGGAGUGAACCAGCAGAUGGAUGAUCUCUGUUUCUCCCUCUCUCCAACUCUUUCGAAUAAAUAACAAAACAAAACAAAACAAAACAAAAACUUAAAAAAAAAAAAAAAAAGGCCUCGCUACUCGGCUCAGGGUUCAAAACAGCUUUGGAUUCUACAGUGCCUGCGGUUUCACAACCACUUACCCUUUAGUAAGGAACAGUUAGAGGCAUGUGAAUGAAUAAUGUUAACAUCACAUAAAGAGGAAAAAACAUCAACACUUUAGGAGCACAUUGACUUCAAAUAGUGUCCAGGUAACUGUGUCCUUGGCAUCCCAGUGAUCUGCAUCUUUAUCUUUGAUCUUCUCCAGCAGGUAGGCCCUAAGUAUAGAGCCUGGGCCCCAGGAAGAAAAUGUUUCUAUCCAAUGUUGCCUACCAAAUAAAAUGAGCCAUUGAUUGCCUCCUAAAAAGUCCCAAGCCUCAAAUCUCCAUCUUGGGCUGAUAAGAUUUGGUGCAAGGAAAUUGUGCAUUUUGUUAUGCUUAAGAAAAAUUCUUUGGCCAUGUUUUCAACCCCUUGCUCCUUUUUGUGACACUUCCUAGUUCUUCCAGAAAAUGCAUAAAUUAUUUUUUCCCUCAGUUAAUCUUUCUAUCUCAAUUUUUGGUGGUUUCCAAAAACACUAGGAAGGGCAGUCACCCAUCAGGCCUUUAAGGCUUUUGCACUGGGAAAAAGUGCUGAAACUGUGUGACUGCCUCAAAUUAAUGGAGAUACUGUGGAGUCCUUUGUCUGAGUGGGUUGGUUUAUUUAUUUGUUAAUGCUAUGUACUUAGCGCAAGUAACACCAUGCAAUUGCCACCUCAUUUCUCUCCCCUCCUGCCUCCCAAGAGGAACCUGUCUUCCUCCUGAGGCUGUCCUGCAGAACAGAAUGCUUGGCAUGGAGAAUGUGAUAGCUCUCCAUACACCUUUAAUUGUCCCCCGCUCCCACAGGUCAGCUGAGACAGCCUCCCCCUAAGCAGCCUGUGGAACUCGCAUCGAAAAUCACCUGAAAGAGAAUGGCUGAAAUUACCAGCCUCACAGACUGCACUGAAGCAGGAAAGAAAUUUCUGCCUCUAAGGAUAAUUGGUUUUCUCAUUGCUCAUACCUCUUCCUUCACAGCCCUCAUUUAUUUUAAUAUAGAUGUUCCACUUAGACUUUCUAGAAGAUGUCUUUCAAGAUUUUUUUUUUUUUAAUCCGAAUGACAGAUGAAAUGCAGGAACCAGAAAAGUAUUUAUUCUAUGUAUCCUUUCCAUGAAUGUAUUGCUAAUCACCCAGCCUGGCUUCAUUUGCAGCUUUGUUUCCUAACAGGACACGUGGGCUCUGGAGAUUGGAGACACAAAGCUUCAUUAUAACCACCCGUGUGUUGCUCCCAUUUCUUGUAUGCUUUCUCUUCCUAACUCACUCUCCAGGUGCUUCUUUGUCUUGCCAAAUAGUGCAAGGAAAUACUUUUGCAGAUCUUUUGUUUACUUUAGGAAAAAAACCACCGAUCCAGGCUUUCCCAUUCGGGAGUGCUGCUCAUUUCCUGACUGGCCUUUAAAGUUUGGCUCAGUAGCAACUUGGGGAUUUGUUUUCUACCCAGAGUGAAAAGAGCUGGGUGCCAGCAGCCCCAUGCUGGAACAAGAACUGAGUUAUGCUCAUUCCCUGGGUAAGCAAGCUGAUGUUUUCCUCCUCGAGUUAUUUUUCCAUUCUUCAAAGCGUAAAUGUAUAGUCACUAGCUUUGACUUUUUUGUUUAAUUCAAAUAUUCAUAUGUAUGCAUAGUUUUAAAUCAACACAUAAUUAAUUGUAUAUAUUAAUGGGAUACACUGGGAUCUUUUGAUAUAUGUUUACUGCAUUUAAUGACCAGAUCAGGGUAAUUGGCCUGCUUAUCACUUCCAACAUUAAUCUUUUAUUUGUAUUGUUAGCAUUCAAAAUCGCCUCUACUAGCUAUUUUGAAAUACAUAAUCAGUCACUGUCAGCCAUGGUUGCCUCCUGUGCUGCCAUAGAACACAGUCCGCUGCAGCCCUGCACCUGUGAGCUGUCCUCUCUCCAUCUGUGCCAGGCUCUGGUAACCUCCCUUCUAUCCUCUACUUCCAUGAGGUUAACUUUUCAGUUUCCACAUAAAGUGAGAACAUGCAGUAUAUGUUAAAAGAUAUGUUAAUAGAAUUGUUUCACCUCCAAGUGCAUGCAGAAGCGAUCAUGUGCCCAAGUCAAGUCUCAGGAAUCAAAAACCUCUCCUUCACUGCUUUUCACCUACUGUAUGAUACACUACAUAAUAUAUGCAGGGCUUAUCCCUACUCCAAUUCCAAUAUCAAUUGCUUGGCCAAAAGAAUUUGGCUUGAGAUGCCUCACUUUCCAGGUCCACAAGACUGCUGUGUUAAUGGACCUUUGGUUAUAACAUGGUUUGGACCACUUACUUAUUUCAUAUACAUCUUGUCAAUUUGUGCCUUCCUCUCUUCUUUGGCACAUUUACAUUAAAUUUUAUUCUAUGCAACUGCAUCUCUACUAUAUUUAAGAGGGGGUCCUCAAAAAGUUCGCGGAAGUGCAUAUUAUGAAAUGCAUAUUAUGAAAAAUCAAUGCAUGGAUUUUGAAUUUUUUGCACCAAAAUAGAUUUAUCUUUUAAUUCCAUUUUUCUGUGAACUGUUUGAAGUAUACUCAUAUGUUUAUAUGUGAAUAUGGAUUAUUCUUGUUUCAUCCUACUUGGGUGAAUUUAUUCAUAGUUUAUUAUAAGAUCAGUAAAUUUUCAAAGAGAAAAGCUUUGUGAACCCAGAGCCUAUACUUUUAUAUAUUAAUGCAUUUUUAUUUACAUUAAAAGAUGUUUUGGAGGGCUGGUGUUGUGGCAUAGCGGGUUAAGCUACCUCCUGCAAUGAGGCACUGGUUUGAUUCCCAGUGGCUCUGGUUCCAAUCCAGCUCUCUACUAAUGUGCCUGGGAAAAUAGUGGAAGAUGGCCCAAGUGCUUGGGCCCCUGCUACAGGUGUGGGAGACUUGGAUGGAGUUCCAAGCUUCUGUCUUUGGCCUGGCCUUUGUGGCCAUUUUCCCUAGAUAUACCACACAGCAGACUCACAGAAUAACAAACACCCUAAAUAGCACUCUGACCUCAGAAUCAGCCAUAAAGCAUUCUGAUUUGGCUGAAAAGCCCAAGAAAGCAUUUCAGACAUGGAAAGCCAAGACACUGUGGCAAAAAAAUGAUCUACAUGAAGGAUCUCUGUGAGUGAGAUCCCAGUGGAAAGAAGAGGCCAUCAAAGAAGGAUGUACUUUUCUCUGAAGGGAGGAGAGAACUUCCACUUUGCUUAUGGCCUUGUCUAAAUACUGAUGGAGUUUGUGGACUCAAAAGGCUUCCAUGGCCUUGGCAGCUCAUGACAAGAGCCUCAGGUGAUCACUGACGUCAUAAAUAAGAGUGCCAAUUGUUAAAUCAACAACAGGAGUCACUGUGUACUUACUCUCCAUGUAGGACCUCUGUCCUUAAUGAGUUGUACUUUGAGAAUUAAUGGUAAAACUUGUCUUCAAACAGUAUUUUAUACUUUGUGUGUCUGUGUGGGUGCAAACUGUUGAAAUCUUUACUUAAUAUAGAGUUGGUCUUCUGUAUAUAAAGAUAAUUAAAAAUGAAUCUUAAUGAAGAAUGGGAUGGGAGAGAGAGUAGGAGGUGGGAUGGGAGUGUGGGGGUGGGGAGCUGGUAUGGGAGGAAAAUGCUAUAUUCCUAAAGCCGUACCUAUGAAAUUUGUAAAAAAUAUGAAAAAAAAUAAAGGAAAGCAACAGCCUGAAAAAGAAAAAA
Molecule: messenger RNA, 11774 nt
Organism: Oryctolagus cuniculus (rabbit)
Lineage: Eukaryota; Metazoa; Chordata; Mammalia; Lagomorpha; Leporidae
Gene: METTL8
Product: methyltransferase 8, tRNA N3-cytidine
Molecular function (GO): tRNA (cytidine-N3)-methyltransferase activity
Source: RefSeq, a predicted model, not a curated record